This is a messenger RNA of Esox lucius (northern pike), 1511 nucleotides long. RefSeq names its product transmembrane emp24 domain-containing protein 6. Bases 472 to 1233 code for a protein of 253 amino acids. The transcript has 4 exons. Gene Ontology annotation, biological process: endoplasmic reticulum to Golgi vesicle-mediated transport; intracellular protein transport; Golgi organization. The record is from RefSeq and is a predicted model, not a curated record. Lineage: Eukaryota; Metazoa; Chordata; Actinopteri; Esociformes; Esocidae. Gene Ontology annotation, cellular component: endoplasmic reticulum-Golgi intermediate compartment; COPII-coated ER to Golgi transport vesicle; endoplasmic reticulum.
AUGACACGCUGUACACAAGCAGCUUUAUUACAGCACUGUCUGUUUGCUCCCUUUCCCCUUGGUUUUUAGUCCAUUGCUGUGAGAUGGGAGCCUCAACCAAUACACUUUUUUCCUAUCUGCAAACAUGGAAGGCUUAUGGCUAGAAGGAAACGCUGGUGAGUGAAUUGGGCUGAGGUGACACCAUGUGUUGAAGGACCUAGUUUUCCCAUAACCCAGCAUGAGUUGGGGGAGGUUCCAUCCACACACUGACCUUGGAUCGGUGUUACACCGAUGGUUAAGGUUAGUAUCGAGGAGGAGAAGCUGAUCCUAGAUCUGUACCUAACAUCACCCCGGUGAUCCACCUACAGUGGAGCAGACACUGAAGUUGUAGUUAAUCAUUUCUUGUUGGGUCACAACUCAUCCACACAGGCAGAUGGCAGUUGGCUGCAACUCCUCGUCACUUUAUUAAAAGUACAUUCAGGGAAGGCAGCCAUGUUAUCCGCAGGAUCCUUUGUUGUACUUAUGGCUCUAGUGGGUUUGGGGGGACAGGGUUUAGGUGAUCCCUUGACCGGCCCCCAUCCUCCCCUACCAGCGGACCAGGACUUGUUCUGGGGAUCAGACCAGUAUGACUUUGCCGUGGUGCUUGGUGCUUCUGGACUGGAGUGCUUCUGGCACUUUGCACACCAAGGGGAGCACUUCUACUUGACUUUUAUGGUCCAGUGGGUGACUGGUGUCGGCAACGACAGACAUUUAUCUGUAACCGUCAACUCUCCACAAGGGUUGCUUGUGUCCAAAAUUGACGAAGCUUCAGGUCAAAUCAAAUUCAUUGCUGAGGAGACGGGUUUCUACCAAAUGUGCUUCAGCAACUUCCACAACCGAUUUGGCAGCAUGCAGGUCUUUCUCAACUUUGGUGUCUACUAUGAGGGUUUUGCUGACAAACAGAAACAGAAGGAGGAAGAGAAAAAGGAAAAGGAGGAAGUGAAGAAAGACUUGAACAACACCCUGUCUUCCAUAGAGGAGGCUUCCCAUCGCCUGGAGAAUUACGUGUUCCACAUGUUUCGACACUACAAUUUUGGCCGCAUGAGGAGAGGUGCGGACCACUACCUCCUCCAGUCCAACUCCAAAUACGUCACCUGGUGGUCGGCGGUCCAGAGUGUGGUCAUCAUCAUGGCAGGUUACCUGCAGCUCUACUUCCUCAAGAGGCUAUUCAACACCAAACCAUCUCCCGAGGCCCCUGAGAAACCUUGCUGCUGAGGCCACAUCCUCAAAUCGGCUUUUCCAUCUAGAUAGAAAAUACUAGAACAACCUGCUUUGACUGAAUUCAAAGGGAAUUGAACUGAACCUGUUGUUAAUGUUACUCAAAUGGUCAACUCACCAGUGCAUCUCUGUUGGAAUUGAUUAAAGUUUGAAUGUGUUUGUGAGUGUAGCAAAGAAGAUGGUGACAAAUGUUCAGUCUUUGUGCCUUAACAAUAAUUGAGUGGAAAUAUUAACUAAUCAUCUACCUGAAUAAAUCUGACUACAUAUUUUCUAUA